This is a messenger RNA of Trypanosoma cruzi, 360 nucleotides long. RefSeq lists its product as uncharacterized. The coding region runs from base 1 to 360 and encodes 119 amino acids. NCBI's taxonomy places the organism in Eukaryota, Euglenozoa, Kinetoplastea, Trypanosomatida, Trypanosomatidae. The record is from RefSeq and is a predicted model, not a curated record. The transcript has a single exon.
AUGAGUCUGUUGGUCCAUGGCAGCCCACGUCUUUUGGCGCUGCUGGUGCUAUUGUUGAUGUCUGCGAUGUUAUUUGUCGGCGGGUGUCUCGUUGUCAGCCUGACACAUCUUUGGUUCCUUGACUAUUUGUUGCGUACGGACGGCGCGUGGGUGUCUCUGGUGAUAGUGAGGGACGCGUGUCUCAGAGCGCAGGAUGCGUCGCGGGUGUGCGGCGUCGUUUGGAAGGACCGAUGGGUGACCAUCCGCAUCCAGGCGUCAUCAGCGGACUGUGAGGACAGCAUAAGGCACUGCGGCUUCAAUUGGUGUUGCGCAGCGACUUUAUUUGACGAUGCCUUUGAUUUGCGUCUCUUGGGGCUUUAG